This is a messenger RNA of Myxocyprinus asiaticus (Chinese sucker), 1938 nucleotides long. RefSeq names its product MICOS complex subunit MIC19-like. Bases 163 to 1224 code for a protein of 353 amino acids. The record is from RefSeq and is a predicted model, not a curated record. Gene Ontology annotation, biological process: inner mitochondrial membrane organization. Gene Ontology annotation, cellular component: mitochondrion; MICOS complex. Lineage: Eukaryota; Metazoa; Chordata; Actinopteri; Cypriniformes; Catostomidae. The transcript has 9 exons.
UGAACGCGGAAGAACAGGGUGUUUCUGUACGGGAACGUGCGGCACUUUCGCUCGGGUAUUACAACCCGAGAACUGUCAACUUCUACACUAGAUAGAGUUGAACUACUGAUCAAAGUUACACGUAGCAGCUGGUUAAAAGCCAGCGGGUGUGUUUGAUCAGCAAUGGGAGCCAACAACAGUACGCGUCGCGUGUCUUUCGAGUCGGAUGAGAAUGACAACAUAACAACAGUGAAGGGCAUAAGGCUCACAGAGAAGGUCAUCGACCGCAUGAGGGAGCCCUCACCAGUCCAACCACGGUCCCAGUCAUCCCCCAGAACCCCUCCUGCUGUUCCGCCUGUGGUUGAUCCUCUACCAGCACUGGAGCCAUUAUCUCCUUUAUUUGACCCUGUCACCUCCCCCCCACCUCCUCCACUUCCAGAGUCAGUAAAACUCCCAACACCUCCAUCACCACAACCAACCACUUCUGAGCCGGUGACUGCUCCUGCACCACCGGUCAUUCUCCCCCCACCUCCGCCUUUAGAAGCAAUACCACCUCCACCUGUGGCCGAGACUGUACCCUCCCCUGCACCACCUCCUCCUCCCUCAGUUGAAUCAGUGGGUGUUGUGUCAGCCCCUGCAGUGGAUGAGUUUGAGCUGAGGAGAAAGAUCACAGAAGAGCUGCAGAAAGGCCUGGAGGAAGAGAGAAGAAAAGCACAAGAGGAGCUCAAACAUUGGCAGGAAGAGGAAAGGUCCCAGGCACAUGCACAGGCAGAGGCAGAAGCUCAAGCCCAAGUAAAGGACGAGGUGAGCAGGAUCCUGGCCCUGGAGAAAUCCAGUGCAGAUGGGAACAUCCAGAAGGCCAUACUGAAAGAGAGAGUUACUGCUGAUGAUGAAAGACUACAAGCUCAGAUCUACCAGAUGGAGAGGAAGGCGAGACAGUUGGAGGAGAGAGACAAAGAGCUCAGAAAGCAGGAUGCCUUCUACAGAGAGCAAGUAGCCAAGCUGAAGGAAAGGAGUGCCCAGUUCUACAAGGUGUCCAAUGAGAACUAUCACAAGGCAGCAAAUGAUGUCAAUGCCAAGUUCAAGCGAUAUGAAAUUAGUCCAGUGUGCACCGACCUUCAGGGUCAGAUUCUCAAGUGCUACAGGGAAAACGCCGGGAAGACUCUGCUCUGCUCCAACAUCGCCUCACUCUACCUGCAGUGUGUCAACAAAUCUAAACAGGACAAGUUGAGGACUGGGGGUUAAGUCUCGGAGCAGGUAGUGAGGGAGGCCUGUUUGUAACUGUAAUCGCACCGUUUAUCGACUGUUGCCAAGGAAAGACACCAUCCAGAGACACACCUGACACACCGGAGCAAGAACUGAACCAGAAACUCCAGUGAAAAGAGAGCACCCUUAAACCUUCUGUUCCAUUUUCCUCUACCUUUUACCUUCCCUUCCUCCCUCCUGUCAUUUCCCUUCCUCCAGAAAGGGGAAAUUGGUAUCACUUUCUGAAAUAGACCAGAACUAGCACCUUGCAGUCCAACAAAGAAAGCAGCGGUGAUUGUAGCUGGAACUCAAACAUUCAGAGCGCUCAAAACCAGCUAGUUUUCCGUCUUGGUUCGGCAAGGACAGUACACAGUGUAUAGAACCCAACAAGAAUACCCUGCAUUGGCCAUACUAGACCAAUCGAGACCCAGAAUCCCAGAACUGGUGGCUUUGAAAUUCUAGUUGGUUCUAGAUUUGGUCGGUCUGCCGAAGGAUUUAAUGUAAUUUAUCCAACCAUCAUGCCUAAGAUCCACCCUGAUAACCCACAACCACCCUUCAUCACACACCUGUUGCACUAGACACAUUUUCAAGCUGUUCAUUGCAUUUUUGUGUGUAAUGUUCAUAUUCUAGUUUCUUUGUUUUGUCUUGUCACUCAAGAAGUGUCAGGUCUGAGCCCCUGAUCUGCUUUGCAAAAUAAACAAAUCAAACUUUAAA